Columba livia (rock pigeon) is the source of this 6138-nucleotide messenger RNA. RefSeq names its product testis associated actin remodelling kinase 2 (gene TESK2). The transcript is spliced from 11 exons. Bases 292 to 2310 code for a protein of 672 amino acids. Gene Ontology annotation, biological process: protein phosphorylation; actin cytoskeleton organization. Gene Ontology annotation, cellular component: cytoplasm; nucleus. Gene Ontology annotation, molecular function: protein serine/threonine kinase activity; ATP binding. Lineage: Eukaryota; Metazoa; Chordata; Aves; Columbiformes; Columbidae. The record is from RefSeq and is a predicted model, not a curated record.
GGCGGGGGCUGCGGGAGGAGGAGGAGCCGCGGUGAUCACGGCCCCGGGUCCCGCAGCUGGGCUCUCUCCUCACAUGGGGCCCCCUCGCUUGCCGCAGCGGCGGGGCAGACCCUCGCCGCGCUGCUGAGGGGCCGGGGCUUGGCUGCCGGUGGGGUAUGCGGCCAUGAGAGCCCGCGCCGCCCGCAGGCCCUGCUGGCGCCGCCGCUCAGGAUCCAACAAGAGUAGAGAACACAGCAAAUUACCCGAAAUGUGAGAAGCCUUCCCUUAGCAAAGUAAAACCUUGUUUUCAAAAUGGACCGAAGUAAGCGGAAUUCAAUAGCAGGAUUUCCACCUCGCUUGGAGCGCGCUGAAGACUUUGAUGGUGGCCCUGGAGGAGACGGGACUGCAUCCCAGAUAGGAAGAGUUUGUACCUCUUCAUACAGAGCCCUGAUAAGUGCCUUUUCCAGACUUACCCGUCUCGAUGACUUCACAUGUGAGAAGAUUGGCUCUGGUUUCUUCUCGGAGGUGUUCAAGGUAAGGCACAGAACUUCAGACCAGGUAAUGGCUUUGAAGAUGAACACACUGAACAGCAACAGAGCCAACAUGCUCAAAGAGGUUCAACUUAUGAAUAGACUCUCGCAUCCAAACAUCUUAAGGUUUAUGGGUGUCUGUGUGCAUCAAGGACAGCUGCACGCACUCACUGAGUACAUCAACUGUGGUAACCUGGAACAGCUAUUAGACAGUAACCAGCAUCUGCCCUGGACGGUGAGGGUGAAACUGGCGUAUGACAUUGCUAUGGGGAUCAGUUAUCUUCAUUAUAAAGGCAUUUUCCACAGAGACCUUACAUCCAAGAACUGCUUAAUAAAACACGAUGAGAACGGAUACUCAGCAAUAGUGGGAGACUUUGGUUUAGCAGAGAAAAUUCCUGACCACAGUGAGAAGUUACCGGUGGUGGGUUCACCCUUCUGGAUGGCACCAGAAGUUCUCAGAGAUGAACCUUACAAUGAAAAGGCGGAUGUGUUCUCCUACGGUAUAAUUCUGUGUGAGAUUAUAGCAAGAAUACAGGCAGAUCCAGACUAUCUCCCUCGCACAGAGAAUUUUGGAUUAGAUUAUGAUGCCUUCCAGCACAUGGUGGGAGACUGUCCCCCUGACUUCCUCCAGUUGGCCUUCAACUGCUGUAAUAUGGAUCCAAAGUUGCGUCCUUCAUUUACUGAUAUUGUCAAAACACUGGAGGGGAUUUUAAACCGCCUGAGAAAUGAGGACUCAGAGAGAGAGAGAAAGUUUCUGAACCUUGACAACAGUGAAAGGAAACCCAAAGGCUCAAUUGAAAAAGGACCAGGAGUAAAACGUUUGAGUUCCCUGGAUGACAAGAUCCCACCCAAGUCACCCCGUCCGCGUCGGAAUAUCUGGCUGUCACGCAGCCAGUCGGAUAUCUUCUCCCGCAAGCCUUCCAGGAAGAUAAACGUGCAGGACCCCUACUAUACACCAAAUAAAGGGUUAGGCCGGAAAGUUAAUCCCUUCAGUGCCCGAGAGGACCUCAAGGGAGGGAAAAUCAAAUUCUUUGACAUGCCAAGCAAGUCUGUGAUCUCCCUUGUGUUUGAUUUGCAUUCUCCAGAGGCAGGUGGAGGCCUGAAAGGCAGCCAGUCCCAGUUCCGGCAGGCAUACAGCACAGACUGGCAAGAAUUUUCCCUUCUCCCUGGGAGGAGGUGCAGAUCGCUUCCACUCUCUCCCGAAUUGCCGCACAAGGAGUAUGGCCUGUUUGGGGGACUGUCUUCAACUGUCAGCAGGUGCGACCCAACCCAGCUAAGCACAGAGGUUCGGCAAAAACUCCUGAGUAGCAGUAAAUAUGGUGUGUCAGAGAUUCCCCCCUUUCAAGCCAAGCCUCACAGGUCAGAAUUUCUUUCUGUACCAGGACAAGAAGAGGAUAUGGACUGUUCAGAUGGGCCAGUGGCCCAGGAGGAAAAUGGGUUUUGCCCUAUUGAGAACACGUGCAGAGAUCCAGCCAGCGAUCAACCAUUAGUGCUGGCCCAGCCUGAGCCGCUGUCUUACAAAAAGCUCCCAGUUGAGAAUUCAGUGAACUCUGAGGGACAUGGCUCCUCACAAGUGUUCGUGGGUUGUCUCCCUUCUGAGGAGAUGGAGGUGGAAGAUGACCACCUGAAAAAUACUCCACUAGAGUCUACAAAGCCUAUGUUCAGCGUUAGUCCUUGCACUGAGCUGAAGAGAGAGGCAUGGCCCUUCAGGGAGCAGGAUGGGGACAGUCCUGCCCCGUCGUCUCAGAUGUCCUCCAACAUCUCAGCAAGUGGCACCACGCAGUCAGCUUGUGACAUAUGAAGAGAGGGCUCAAACUGAAUGUGUCCAUGAGGGAACACUUGUUCCCAGUUGCUUAAACUCGUGUUUUCUCUAUAGUGCUGGGCUUCACAUUUGAAAGAGGCUCCGCAGAUGGUAGAAACUGGCUGUCAAACUGAUAGCUGCAGACAGUGUCUGGAGAGACUGAUUAUUUCAACUUUAUUUCAAACUGUGCUUAUUCCCUUUCCUGUUUUGCAUUAGGAGGGGGAACUGCUCCAGCCAGAACGGCCUUGUGGGCCCUGCAGCCCUUCCGAGAGGCAGCAGGCAGCCACCGUGUAAACAGUUUGACCAGGGUUCCAACAUGAAGCAUUUCAAGGCCUUAAGCUCCAUGUUGGGUAGAAAGAGCGACCCUUAGGUUUUCCCUCUUCCUCUGACUGACCAGCUGCUCUAAACCACUGCAGAUCUUGCAUUAAUAUUCUGCAGCAGCACAUAAGUCAGAGCCUCUAUUUUAGAAAUGGGCACAGAGAUCUUUCAGAGCUAUGCUGAGCAGAUAGGAGUGUUCUCUGGUCCCAGAGCUGCUGUGAAUGCUGUGGCAGCAUUAAACAAGCUCUUCUUUCAAAAGCAGCAAAAAGAAAACCCCUCAUGCUGGUUGCAAUCUGCAAGCUGAAUCACAUGACAAAUACUUUGCAAUUAACAAGACAAAUCUGUUCCCUGGUGUUUCGUUUUCCCGUGGGAUUUGGUAAUGAUGUGUAAUACAUUAGUGCAGGAAAGCAGGAUGUGUUAAUCGCUGCUCCCCUUCUUGCACACCUUUCAUGCACCUCAACUAGGAGGAGGAUUUGCCCAGGGCACAAGAGGAGAACCAUAUUCCAGGCAUUGUCAUAUCUGAGCUUCUGGAGGAACUGCCAGUGAACGCACCAGCUUUCAGGGGUGUAGGAUCUUAUCUCUGAAGAGCUGAAUGGACAUCAUGAUCUGUUGCUGCAGAAGAGUUAGUUAAAUACCAUAUCUAGAUCAUAGUUGACUAUUCCCACUAAGCUAGAAAGGUCACAUUCACCUCCCUCUCUGGUGCGACAUCCCAUCUCGCUGAUAUCACUGCAGUAGUGAGGGCUCCUUAUUUCAAACCAGACUGCGUGCUAGAGGACAGGAAUCCCCGGCUCAGGGGAAGCGGCCAGCAGCGGUGCAGCCACACAAGUGCUCUUGGAGGACAGACAGCAGACUCAUGGGAGAGCUUUGCAUUGUCAAACUGAAGAAAAUUAGCUUGUCCCAAAUUAACUUUUUUUUCUUCUACAGAAGGAGGCUGUUGUCUUAAUUGGCUUCUACUGGCACUGAACAGGCUGAUUUUUGUUUUGUUUUGUUUUUCCCCUCUAUCAGCAGGAACACAUGAAAGAAGCAGUUGCAUGAGCUUUAAUGCUGCUUGCUGGAACCAGCAUCAGAGUUCCCCACUCUGGGGUGUAAUGUAUGGGAAAGCUUAAUCUGUGAUGAUGGCUGUGCCCCAGCCUGCCCUUUUCUGCUUCUGUCCCAACAACAUGGGAUUUUUUUUUAACCUGUAUUAUCAUUCCUAAGUGAGGUAUGCAUUGCAUGCCUGCUGAGCAGAUGGUGAUGCAGGGAAGACCAGAAUUUCACCCAGGUAGCCUGUUACACUCUCUUCCUGCUCUCUCGUAAGGAUGCAAAGUGUAAACUCUUCUCUGAUGGAAGCAAGACUAUUCCUACUCUUUUCCUAUCAAAAAGGAGAAAGCCCUAGUCCUUUCUUGGCUGAGAUGCCUGUCUUUCCAGAGGUGUAGGUGACUAUUCUGCGAGUUGUAAGUAUGACUUCCUCUUGUGAAAUGCGUUAACCUGAGCAGCAGUUAUCCCUUUGCAGUGGCUCAUUUAGUUAUGAGAAACCUAGUAUUGCAGAGUUACUUUGCACAGUCUAUGCCAGCUCAGUCAGCUGUUAGCCGUUCGUAAGAGAAAUUGCCAUCCUCACCAAGAUGGCCCCUGUUGGCCCACACCUCUGCCCCUUGAAGGAGCCGAUCUUUAGAGUCAUCUGUCUUGUAUAACCUGUCUGCAGAGUGCAAGAGCAGCUUCUGUGGCUGGCGCUGUGUGUGUGAUUUCCUUUGAGGACAGGGAACAGUCAGUGAACUCAGUUGUGAGCAGUUGCCUGCCUAGUGCCUGCUUCCCCGCCCCUCUUCACUCUUUCUCUUUUUAUCUUUUAUACAAUUGUAAUCCUUCAGGAGGGAAACCAGCAGCACCAGCUUCUGUUGUCACAAGAUGCGUUUGGGUGUGUGACUUCAGACAAACAAGCAAUACUAAGGAAUAGUUUACCUGUGGAUCACCAGCGGUGAGGAAGCCGUCCGGCACGGCGCGGCUGCCUGCAGCCUGUGUGGGCACACGCGCCCCUGCCCGCCUGGGGGCUCGCGGGAGCCCCGGUUGCCAGCGCUGACACCUCCUCGUGAAGCCUGUUGCCAUCUGACACUGACUGCAAAGCCUGUGCAGUCAGGCUUGGGUACCUCUAUGGCACCUAUUACAGUGACCUCAGCUGUUUUCGUACACCACUGUCUUUUAAAAUGUUUCCCUGCUCUGAAUAGCUUACAAACCAGCAUGACUGAAGUUUUAUUUUCUUAAAUGUCCACUCUAAGCACAGCCAGCUGACGUGCAUAGGGCACACCUAUCGACUUUACUAGCUCUUUGUACUGAGGUGGAGAUGUCAGAAAGAGAAAUGCCAAGGAAUAGCGGCUCAGGCCUUUUCUAGAUUCACGGUCUGCAUGGGAAGAGAGGCAUGUGUAUGGAACUGGGGCAAAAGGCCGUUCUAAAAUAGCUCAGCGCUUGCUAAAACCCAGCGUUUCCAAGGGUCUGGAUGCGGUUGGCACUCGCUAGGUCUCGUCCCUUUGGUUGUGUGAAGCUGAAUGUAGGUCGUACCUAGUAAAUACUCCUAGGUUUUCUGCCUACCUGAGGGUGCUUUUCUACUGGGGCCAUUUUUGAAUAGCUACUGACGAACAUGAACACGUGGUCAGUGAACUCUUUGUUUUAUAGUGAUGUGACAAAGUUUUAUUGUGAUUGGAUUUUAUCAUGAUUUUUGACUUUCUUAUGGGAGCGGUUCUUGCUCUUUUAAAACACUUUCUACACAUUGCUAGGUUCCCUGAAGAGAUCAAAGGUAUGUUUAAUUAACUUUAAAUCUUUCUAUGUUGAAUUCAUUUAAAUGUCUGUUAUAAGCUAUUUUUGUUCAGGUUGCAGGUUGAUAAAAUGCAACUAAGAGUGCGUGUGAAUUGCUGCCCCUCAAAAGCAGUGCAGACAAGGGGCUAUAGCAGACUUAUACUUAAUGGAGAGGCAUUGAUGUAUUUUGUGUAACAGAACGUUGGUAUUUUUUGCCAGUACAACUAAAGACACUUGAAUAAUUCCUGUUUGCACUUAAUGCUAUUGUUUAUAUUGCAUGUCACUACAUUUCUAUGCAAAACAAAUAACCUUUCUUUUGGGAGGAGGGGCAGCCAGAUAUUUGAUUAAGUAUAAAGAUCUUUGCGAGAUGAUCUAUUUUCGUAUUUAUGAAGGAGUUUUAUGUCUUAAUAUUUUGCAGUCUGUAAAUAGCUCAACUUGUAAUUAAAGGCUUAGGAAGAAGUUUGUAGCCUGUGUAUAAUAGUUAAGUUAACACUGCCAGAAAAAAGAAAAUCUUUGCAAAACAACUUUUCUAAUAUUGUGGAUAUUUAUGAAUAUGUAAAGAAAGCACGUCUUGUUUUUAUGUUGAUUGACCUUCUGACUUUUUUGAACUAUAGAAAUGGUGUAUGUUUUAUUGGAACUGCAAUAAGAAGUAACCAAAGAUGAAUUCAGUUAAAUAUUUUCAUAAUUUUUUCUUGGUCAGGUUUUGUAAACUUUCCCAACUUGCUUUCAAAAUAAAAAUAAAAUCAA